This is a messenger RNA of Purpureocillium lilacinum, 1050 nucleotides long. RefSeq lists its product as uncharacterized. The record is from RefSeq and is a predicted model, not a curated record. Lineage: Eukaryota; Fungi; Ascomycota; Sordariomycetes; Hypocreales; Ophiocordycipitaceae.
AUGAAGUCGCAAGUAGCUGUCGCGGCGGCGACGCUACCCACCUCGCCAUACGCAAGCCGCGUGAUCAACCUUGUCUUUGAUGGCAUGACAUUAAAGAUCCAUGAGCAGUUUCUGGCCAAAGAGCCGUGGCUCGUCAAGAAGUUGGCCGAGGAGGAUCAAGCGUCCCGCUCGCGCAAGUUCCCUGAGCUGAACCUCAAGCACAUCUCACAUCACGUCGGACACGUGCUCGUGCACUACCUCGUGACGGGCUGCUACGACUGCCUCAAGGCCGAGGGCGUGUCGCCCGACGAGUCCACGGCACAGGACUUUACCACCGCCCUGCGCGUCUACGCGGUCUGCCGGCAGCACGACAUGAAGGCGCUCAGGGACCUUGCCAAAAAUGAGAUCAAGUGGCUCGGCGGCAAGAUAAGCAUACCGCGCAUGGUCGAUGCCGUUGAGGAGGGAUACCCGGCGGUGCCUCUGGAGGACGAGUGGUUCCCCGAGUACCUGCGGUCGCAGAUGGAGGCGUUCCACGAUGGCCUUACCAUGGCCAGCGCGGCGGACGCCCUGGAGGAGAUUGGACAGCCUCUCACCAUGAGCAAGAUGCUGCUGAGCAGCAUCGCGGAGAAUUUUGUCUACUGCAACCAAGCCAAGGGCGCGCCGGUGCAGGAAAGAACGACGCGGGAGUGGGCGGACGAGGUGAACCUCGCCUCCGAGAUGGGCAUCCAGCAAUUCGACACUCCUGUCUACAAGAAGCCGAAGAAGGCGUCCAAAGGGCUCGCCAACGGAGUCGCGAUGGCCGCAACACCAACCUCUGGAAGUGUUCCUCUCGAAGACAAUGACACGACCCUCGCCCCGGCCGUCUCGGACAUGCACCUCUCUGAUCUACCAGCCUCGCUUUCGGCGACACCUGCUCAUGGCGAAGGAGAAGGCGGCGACGCCAAGAACGGUCCAUCAAAAAAGUCGGCAAAGAGAAAAUCGCGGGCAAAGAAAAAGAAGGCGGCGAAGCUGCGCAACGAGGAUAAUGCGGGCGCCAACUUGAAUGACGCCGAGCAGGCUGUUGAAGGUUGA